Molecule: messenger RNA, 1956 nt
Organism: Hemicordylus capensis (graceful crag lizard)
Lineage: Eukaryota; Metazoa; Chordata; Lepidosauria; Squamata; Cordylidae
Gene: WBP1
Product: WW domain binding protein 1
Exons: 4
Coding region: 293-1303 (336 amino acids)
Molecular function (GO): WW domain binding
Source: RefSeq, a predicted model, not a curated record
AGAAGCCGAUCGCCCGUUGGCUGGAGCGUAGAGAGAGCUCCGGCGCUGAUUGGUGGCGCCCCUGGGAGCGGAAAUCGAUUGGUGGGAUUCGUGCGGCGGGGCGGGGAUUGCUGCCUGGAGCCAUGGCGGCUGCAGAGGCCGGGGCGACGGAGCCGGGCCCAGCCGCCCCCGGAGGAGCCGGCAGGGACGCGGCCGCCAUGGCCAGGCCCCAGGCGGAGCAGCAGCAGCAGCGGCGGCGGUGGCGGCCCGGGCAGCGGGCGGCGCGGGGCCUGGCCGGGCUGUAGGUGGCGUCAUGGAGCGGCCGCGGCCUCCGCCAGGGAGAGAGGCGGCGCAGGCCGGGUGGGCCGCCCUGCUGGGCCGGGAGCGGCAGCAGGCCCGCGAGUACUGCCCCGGGGUGAACAACCAGCCCUACGUCUGCGAGACGGGCCACUGCUGCGGCGAGACGGGCUGCUGCAUCUACUACUACGAGCUCUGGUGGUUCUGGCUUCUUUGGACCAUCCUGAUCCUGUUCAGCUGUUGCUGCGCCUACAGGCACCGCCGGGCCAAACUGCGCCUCCAGCAGCAGCAGCGGCAGCGCGAGAUCAACCUCAUUGCCUACCAUGGUGCCUGCAACUACCCGCCGUCCAUGAUGGAUCUCAGGAUGCUGGCUUCCUUCAAGCUGCCUGCCUACGAGGAGGUGGCCCACCGCCCGACCACCCCGCCUCCCCCCUACAGUGCCAUCCUGGGGGGCUCCGCCAGCCGCCUGGGCUCCAGCACGCUGACCCUGACGGGCAGCUCCGAGAACUACACCAGCUGCUCCUGCGAGUCCAGCUGCCUGACCUCGCCCAGCAGCGCCUCGCUGUCGGCCACGGAGGCCAGCUCUCCCAGCGAGGGGGAGGCCGAGGCAGGCGGCGGCGGCGGCGGCUGCAGCAGCAGCACAGGGGGCAGCUGGGGGCUGGCCAGCAAGUCGGUGCCCUGCCCCGCCCCGCCCGCCAAGCACACGCUCUUCUCUUCCAACGUGGAGCUCUUUGAAGGCGACCCCCGGCGCCUCUCCGACAGUGACGAGGGGCCCGACGGCAUGGACGAGGCCGAGCACUUCCGGCACCGCCGCCUCACGGGUGACUCGGGGAUUGAGGUGGGGCGCGGCCAGGAGGAGGAGGAGGAGGAGGCUGCUGGGGACGAGAGCCAGGAGGAGGAGGCGGCCCACCUGCUUGGCAAGGGGCCUCCCUGCUCUCCCGCUGGCAUGGAGCUCCGCAGUCUGUGUGGGGGGCAGACGGACGGGGACCCUGAAGAACGAGGCGCCUCACCCACAUUGCCUGUCUGAGGGGCGCCUGUCCCGCUUGCCUGGCUGCCCCCUUCCUGCUUCCGGGGGGCUGCUCUCCUUCCUUCAUGCCGCCUCAGAGACUCCUCCCCUGCCACGGUUGCCCCAGGGCCAGGCAGCAGGUGGGGGUGAGUGGGGGCCUCUGCCCCCUGCCGGUCACUGUGGAGAACUGCCGCCUUAGCACCAACACUGCCCCGCCCAGACAGCCUGUCGCGUCCCCCUGCCCUGCCCUGCCCCCCCCUCCUCCAGUGGUGUGGCCAGAGGUCUGCCCCCUGGCCUGGGGACCCCACUGCCCUGGGCCCAAGGGCUGGGCCCAGCCCCCUGCUGGACUGUGACUGCCAUCAUGGUGUGUGUGUGUGUCUUCUGCUCCGCUCCGCAACCUUUGGUACAAGGGGUGGCUCUUCCUUGGUGGGGACCUCCCUGCUCCCUGCCCCCUCCCACAUUGCACUGGCCUUGGGCCUUGCUGGUUGCAUGACUGGGAUGGGUCCUGCUGCUCCCUGCUCCAGCCAGAGUGGAGUGGGGAGCUGGCUUUCUCCCUCGGGCUGCUGGAAGCGGUCAGUUUGGUCCAUGCCGUACCAGUGCCUGGGAGCCCGUGGAGUGGAGGUGCUGUUUGCGGGGGCAGCAGCGCGUGCUUAUUAUUAAAAGAGAUGUGGAAA